Molecule: messenger RNA, 421 nt
Organism: Sceloporus undulatus (fence lizard)
Lineage: Eukaryota; Metazoa; Chordata; Lepidosauria; Squamata; Phrynosomatidae
Product: beta-centractin-like
Exons: 3
Source: RefSeq, a predicted model, not a curated record
GGCAGCGACGUGGAGGUGGGUUUGGCUGCGCUGGGUGUUGGUGGUGGAUACCGGGCCUGAGCGGAAAGCCAAGUCAGUCGGAGGAGUCGGUCGUUGGGAGAGGAAGCUGCGUUCGGCCCGGCCUCAGGCCCAGCGGCUCCGGCCAUGGAGUCCUACGACAUCAUCGCCAACCAGCCCGUCGUCAUUGACAACGGUUCAGGAGUGGUUAAGGCUGGCUUUGCUGGAGACCAGAUCCCAAAAUACUGCUUCCCAAACUAUGUGGGCCGUCCAAAGCAUGUGCGGGUUAUGGCUGGUGCUCUUGAAGGAGAUCUCUUUAUUGGUCCUAAAGCAGAGGUACCGUCUAUGCUGCCAUGUGAUGUGGGAGCUAAUUUGCUCCUUUGGGGGGUAUAUUUUUGCAGCAUGUGGCCCAGGCAUCUAGAGG